CAAGGGCGAGGAGAGCAAGGAAAAGGGGAGAAUGCAUGCAACACCACCGCCUACGCCGCCUAUGACGCCGCGGAGCAUUCAGCAUGCGCUCCGUGCGCGGGCGUCGGCAGGAGCGUCCAAGGUCAGGGCAAGCGCCUCGUCGGUGGUUCGGACCACGCUCUCUGUCCUCCAGCACUCGCUCUCUCUCUCGGAUCGCAUUGUUCAUUGGCUCAUUCAGUCUCGUCUGGCAAGCCGUCUCCUCCUUCCCCGCAACUGGCUCGCUAUCACCUGCCUCCUGAUCUUGCCCUACGUGGCUUACCUUGCUCCGUCGUCUCAGCCUGGUUGGGCUCCCCUGACUCUCAAGGUCGGCCUCACUUCGCUCGCGCUAUGGCUGGCAGGCCAGCUCCUUGCUACGCUGACCUCGAUCUAUGUUGCCCGCCGUUGGGUCUUCAUCCCCAGGCCCACCAAGGGCGCUCCGCUCACCAGCGAGCCGCUGGUCAUGGUUCGUCGUAACGCCACCCGCAAGUCAUGGUCGCCGAACCGGCUCAAGCCGCCGCAGGUCCUUCGAUGGGACAUUCUCGGCGUGGGUAUGUCGUUUAUGUUUGGCAAGAUCACCGCUAUUCCGCUCUGGCGCCCGCUCCGGGCCCCGAUCUUCAGCGCAUGGGCCAAGCUCUUCCACGCCAAAGUCGACGAGGCCGAGCACGCGCUCGACCACUACGCCUCGUUGCAAGAUUUUUUCACCCGCGCGCUCAAGCCCGGCCUCCGCCCUGUGGCCGACUCGAUCCUCACCUCGCCCGUCGACGGCACAGUGGUGGUGGUCGGCCCGGUCGAGUCGGACCGCGUCGAGCAAGUCAAGGGCGUCACGUACUCGCUGACCCAGUUUCUCGGACAGGACUCGGCGACCCUUAUCGACUCGGCGUCGCUCCCGCGUGAGGCCGAUGCCCAUGACGACGCCCCGGGCCUCCCGCGCGAGGUUCUCGACGCACAGCGAGUCAACGACGACGACAUUGCGCAGGAGGCGCUCGAGCUCCUCUCGCACUCGGACGGCUACGACUCGGCGUCAUCACUGCUCUCGCUCACCUCGCACCCUGUCGAGUCGCUCCUCACCGUCAUUCCCGAGUCUGAAAUCACACUCGAGUCGCAGUCGGAGUUGCGGAUGCGGUCGCGCGGGCCGUCGGCGCAGGCCGGCGACAACGGGCCCCGCGCCGGCUCGCCAGCCUUUGCUGGACCGGCCGGUGUCGACAGUGGGCUCGGCAUCGCGCCCGAGCCCGACCUCUCCGAGCCAACGACUCGGCUGUAUCACAUGGUCAUGUACCUCGCGCCUGGUGACUACCAUCGGGUUCACUCGCCGGCCAACGUUAACUUUGACACGCUCCGGCACUUUCCGGGCACCCUCUUCCCCAUCUCGCCGAUUGUGGCGCGACUCAUUCCGGACCUCUUUUCGCUCAACGAGCGCACUCUUGUUGGCGCCUACAACGUCGGCUCCAUCCAGAUCAACUUUGACUCGCAGACCAAGACCAACCGGCUGCUCCGCGACUUCCGCUGCCCCAACCUCGAGCUCUUCUCCUUUGGUGGCGUCGGCUGCUUUGCCUACAACCGCAACUAUGAGAAGCCGAUCGAACUCGCAAAGGGCGAGGAGCUGGGUCUCUUCAACCUUGGCUCCACCGUCGUUCUCGUCUUUGAAGCUCCUCUCGACUUUGAGUUCACCGUCGGCCCCGGCGACAAGGUCCGCAUGGGCCAGGCCAUCGGCCGCGUCUGA
Thecamonas trahens ATCC 50062 is the source of this 1738-nucleotide messenger RNA. Its product is annotated as phosphatidylserine decarboxylase subunit beta. The transcript has 2 exons. The record is from RefSeq and is a predicted model, not a curated record. Gene Ontology annotation, molecular function: phosphatidylserine decarboxylase activity. The coding region runs from base 32 to 1738 and encodes 568 amino acids. Gene Ontology annotation, cellular component: mitochondrion. Gene Ontology annotation, biological process: phosphatidylethanolamine biosynthetic process. Lineage: Eukaryota; Apusomonadida; Apusomonadidae.